Alternaria burnsii is the source of this 3318-nucleotide messenger RNA. RefSeq names its product dna repair protein rad5. Gene Ontology annotation, cellular component: cytoplasm. The transcript is spliced from 3 exons. NCBI's taxonomy places the organism in Eukaryota, Fungi, Ascomycota, Dothideomycetes, Pleosporales, Pleosporaceae. The record is from RefSeq and is a predicted model, not a curated record. The coding region runs from base 1 to 3318 and encodes 1105 amino acids. Gene Ontology annotation, molecular function: ATP-dependent chromatin remodeler activity; ATP binding.
AUGGACACUGGUAGUCCGGCUUCAGACUCUUCUGAGAAAUCCGAACUGGUCGUUUACGAACCCAGUCUUAUUUCUCCGAUCUCUGAUCCAUUACCAAAUGCUCCUGCCUCCAUUUACUCAGACUCUGACCCCAGGCCCCAAGAGCUAACCGCGCACGUGCCAGGCGACAACGCGACCCAUCACACCCAUGGAGCGCCUGCACAACAACCUCUCCGAUUUGACCCUCGCGCACUUCUAAAUCCGUCAUCUUCAAAUCCCAAGCGUCCUGCAUCUUCCGGUAACGACACUGAUCGCGGACGCACUGACCCUACAAUUGCUGGCCAGGUUUCACUUGUCGAGCGCCUACACAACGUCCAAGAGCGCACGUCAUCUCCUGCUAAGCGUGUCAAAACUGAGGAUCCGCGAACUCAGAAGAACGGUAACCGAUCUAACUUUGCCGGUGGAAGCGCACUUGAGCUGCAAAACCAGGCUGCGCAACCAGCUGCUCCACUACUCCAGAAGGGACCAGCGAUUGAUCUCACCAUGAGUGACGACGAGGACGAGAUCCAAGUCGUUGGAGACAACAGCAACGAGAAUGUGUGUAUCGGAAAACUCAAACAGACCUACAUUCAGGCGCACCAGGUGCCCUUCCCCGACCCGAAGAAGUUCGCUGGCAAUCAUGGUGGUCAAAGCAGAAUCAAAGUAUCCUUCCGCAGGGGUGGUGGUAAUAAGGGAAAUCAGAUCAUUAUGGUGCUUGACGGUGUAGGCAAAGAAUUCGGCAGGGUCGACAUGAAGACGGCACAAGGCCUUACACCCUUGAUUGACAGCGCCAACACUAGCGGUCUUAAGUGGAUAGCGUGGACUGAACCCCGCAGGAAGUUGCCAAAUGAAGGUCCACCUGGCAGUCAGAUAUCUGCCCUUGUUGGUAUGACUUUGCAGCUGUAUUGUCCGCGCAGGGUGGCAGACAACAUCGGCCGGCACCUCAAGAGCAAGAACCUGAUCUUAGAAACACCCAUUUUCGAAUUGGCACGCCACGACUACUAUAAUCCCCAGACCAAGGAGACAUUUCAGAAGAAUCAGGUAGGACAGCCCGAUUUUCAGCUGCCUAAUCAGUACGCUGUUGGCGCUCCCACAAACACAUACGUUCUUCGCAGUGUCGACGAGAUUCGCGCCGAUGUCGAGGAUGUCUUCGAUACCGUUGUUAGUAGCUCGGAAGAAGUCCCCACACGAGAGCCAUCAUCGCUUAUCACCACUGAGCUGUACCCACACCAGAAGCAAGCAUUAUACUUCAUGGUUGAUCACGAACAAGAGCAUCCUCCUGAGAUCUACGAUCAGCGCAAAGAUUCAUUGUGGGCAGCCAAGUACCGAAAUAACGGCCGAAAGUACUACGUGCACGUCAUUACGAGUGAACAGGUGGAAGAGAAGCCGAGACCAGGCCUUGGCGGCAUUUUGGCUGAUGAAAUGGGCCUGGGAAAGACGCUUAGUAUCCUUUCUCUCAUCUGCGACGAUGCUUCGAUCGCUGCAGCCAAAGACUUUUGUCAAAAGAGGCCUUCUCCGAAACCAUACCCGGCGAUGAUACAACCAACUAUAAAUAGUCGAGCCACACUCCUUGUCUGUCCUCUGAGUACCAUGACAAACUGGAAGGAGCAGAUCAAAGAGCACUUCCCGCAGGGUAGGAGUACCUUGAGGUGGACCCGUUACCAUGGCGCAGAUCGUUUCAAUAUCUCGCCUGACAAGCUCGCGGAUCACGAUAUAGUAUUAACAACAUAUCACAUCAUCGCCAAGGAUUUGGCCGACAGGAAGCGGGCCCUCCCUUACAUCAAUUGGUUCCGCAUUGUCUUGGACGAAGCGCACACCAUCCGCAACCCGACUAAUCAAUCAAAGGCAGCAUGCAUGAUGAUGGGUCAACGACGUUGGGCUGUGACUGGUACGCCUGUUCAAAAUCGACUUGAGGAUCUAGGUGCCCUGUUCAAUUUCAUCAAGUUGAAGCCAUUCGAUAACACCAGCGGUUUCAACCAAUACAUCCUUGGUCCUUUCAAGAAUGCGGAUCCCAACGUUGUAACGAAGCUUCAGUUGCUUGUUAGCACCGUCACCAUCCGUCGUACCAAGGAGAUCAUCAAGGGAGAAGUACCGAAGAAGUUGGACUAUGUCGUCAAAUUGCAAUUCUCCAAGCAAGAGCGGCAAUUGCAUGACUGGUUUGAGAAAGACACUCAACGCAAGGUGGCUGCCGUCACACAAGGCAACAAGAUGGGGGGACAAUCGUACGCUCGUAUCUUGACCGCUAUUACCAACCUCCGUUUGAUCUGCGCUCACGGUCGCGACCUUCUCAGUGAGGAAGCUCUCAAGACUACGGACGGCAUGACGUAUGAGAAGCCUAUGGAGAUAGAUGAAGACGAGAGCGACAGGCCGCAGCUUACACGUCAACAAGCCUACGAGAUGCUCAGCCUACUUGAGUCGACAAGUGCAGCUGAUUGUCUGUAUUGCGCCGACAAGAGGUCUCUACUAGAUGCAGACUCUGACGAUGAAGACGAGGAUGGUAAUGUUCAAGACGUUAUCGGCUACAUGACCACCUGCUAUCAUCUAGUAUGCCCAAAGCAUAUCAAGAAGUUGAAGGAUCAGUGGAAAGAUAACCUCAUGGCUGACGGCUCUGUGCGAUGCCACGUCUGUGACGAUGUCAAUCAUCCAACGGCACUGAAGCUUGAGCGCACUGACUACUACAACUAUCUUGAAGAGCAAAACCAGAUUCGGAAAGAUCCGAAGUUGGCGAAGAAAAUCGGAAGCUAUACUGGGCCGCACACAAAGACACAAGCUCUACUCAACGACCUUCACGAGUUCCGCCUUUGGAGCGAGCAGCAUCCCGAUCAGAGGCCGAUCAAGAGUAUCGUAUUCUCCUCGUGGACCACGCAUCUCGACCUCAUCGAAAUUGCGCUCAAGAAUGCCGGCCACCUACUCGUCCGUCUCGACGGUCGUAUGACACGUGAAAACCGUGACAAGUCCAUGCAACAACUCCGCGAAAAUCCAGAAGUCCGCGUGAUGCUAGUCUCGAUCGGUGCCGGUGGUCUUGGCCUCAAUUUGACUACAGCGAACAAAGUCUUCAUGAUGGAACCGCAGUUCAAUCCUGCGGCUGAAGCACAAGCUGUAGAUCGAGUUCAUCGUCUGGGUCAAGACAGGGAGGUUACCAUCAAGCGUUUCAUCAUGGAGAAUAGUUUCGAGGAGAAGAUGCUAGUACUUCAGGGAAAGAAGAAGGCAUUGGCUGACCUUACCAUGGCGAAGGAGCGCAAGAGCAAGGAGGAGGCUACGAAACAGCGUUUGGAAGAGCUGAGGAGUCUUUUCAGGUAG